UCCCUUAUUCAGUCUGUGUCAGGGGAUGUGUGAGGGACUAGAGGACAAAGUUUGUCAAACUCAGUUCACAACUAGUUUGCUUUUAUGUUGUGUGAAAAGAAUUUUGUUUGAAAAAGAAAAGAACUCAUCCUGUCGAGGUAUCAUCAGUUUGCGAUACCAAAUGGCUCCUAAGGCUAAGAAGUCUUUGAAGAAGAAGGAUUCUGACUCAUUUGGAGAGAAGGAUCCUUUCAAGCUCAAGAAGGAGAAGAAGGAUGCUGAGAAGAAGAAGAAAGAGAAAGGCUACAAGACAUUUGAGGCGGCUGAGAGCUUCUCAGAAGAAGAUGAUGAAAGAGGGAAAGGAAAGAAGAGAGGCAGUCUGUUCAGAAAUCGCUUUGCUCCUUCUGCAAAAACCAAACCAAAGGAUAAAGUCAAGGGAGAUGAGAAAGAUGGAAAGACAGAAGAGCGAAGACCCAGCAAGGAUAAAGCAAAGGAGGAUAAGAAGAUGAAGAGUAGUGGUGAAGAGAAGAAGAUGAAAGCAAGCGCAGAGGAGAAGAAGGUCAAAGGAAGCAGUGAGGAGAAGAAGAGGAGUAAAAGCAAAGAGAGGGAAAAGCUCAAGAAGAAAGCUCACACCAUUGAUGUGCCCUAUGUGAAACCAGAGCCAAUAUUUGGGAUACUUUUGGAAGAUGCUGUUGCCAAAUCUAAGCUGUAUGAUAACAUUGAGCUACCUAAGAUUGUCCGAGAGUGCAUUGACUACGUGGAAGAAUUUGGACUCACAACAGCAGGUAUCUACCGUCUGUCUGGGGUGAAAUCCAAGGUGGAGGCUUUGAAGGCACAAUACAACAACAACAACGAGAAGGUCAAUCUACAGGAUUGUGAUCCCACCAUCAUUACCAGCCUCUUUAAACUGUACCUCAGAGAACUGCCGGAGACAAUCUUGACCUCCAGACUUACUCCAGUAUUUGAACACGCUGCAGGUCUGACCACAUUGGAGGAGAGACUAGAUGCAUUCAAGAAGCUCCUAGGUCAGCUACCAAAGUGUAACUACACCCUUCUUUCAUGGACAGUCGUCCACUUAGCUCAUGUAUUAGAAAAGAAAGAGGAAACAAAGAUGACGAUACAGAACCUGUCCAUUGUGAUGUGUCCGACCAUGAGGAUUAGCCAUCGUACUAUGAACAUUCUAUUCACAUAUUGGAAGGAGUUUUUCAGUGAUGUCAAACUCAAGAGGUGCCCCAAACCUCUUGAAUGGAUACCAGGGACUACAUUUGAAAUUCCAGAAACCACAACGGAGCUUGAAGAGGAGCUACUCCGACAUGAAUUGAUUCUUGCCAAAAUGCAUGAGGAGCUUAAUAGAGGGGUUGCUCACAAGAGCACAGAAGAUAAUCUAUGGGAGGUGCAGAGAGUAGUCACACAACUAAAGAGAAAGUUACGAGUGAGCAGAAGAGUCUCUGAGACUAGACUAGCAGCGAAGGAAAAGGAGAUGGAACACAAGGAUACCAAGACGUCAUCAACAUCAUCAUCUAAAGAACGUUCUCCUGUAAAGACAAUGUCUCCAACACCGGCAGCAUUGAAAGAGGAUGUCAAAGAGACACCCACUGAAGUUGAAAAGCCAGCUGAUGCUCCAGCUCCCGAGGACAAGGCAGAAGAACCUGUAAGUGGAGAUGAUGAGGUUGAUGUUUUCCAGGAGAAAACAGAAGAAGACGAAGAACAAGUCAAGGAGGAGACGAAGGAGGAGAUGAAGGAGGAGGCGAAGGAGGAAAGUAAAGAAGAAUCAAGAGCUGAGAGUGAGGAAGAGGUAGAGAAAGAAGAUGAACCAGAGAAAGAAGCUGAGCCAGACCUAGAAAUGAUGAAACUCCUGCUCCUGUCACAAGCCGAGGUGGUUGCAGAGCACGAUGAGUUGAUGAACAUCCGCAACGAGCUCCAGAAGCGCAUCGAGGCUGAGCGACAGGAGAUCGCCAAGCUACAGUCUGUCAUCUCUGAAGCUAAGCAAUCAGCCAGGAGGAGAGGGGCGUCGGUGGAUAGCCUCGACAGCUCUGUCGCAUCAGAGAGUAGCAGUGAAAGUGAGGAUGAAGAAGAGUUACAGAGGAUACUAGAAGGACUGAUCAGGGAGAAUGAGGAAUUGAGACAGCGGAAAAACAUGCAGUUGAGUCAUAACAUCCACAACGAACGCGAGGCCUGUGCAGAACUACGUGUCCAGAUCAAACUACAGGAACAGAUGCCUCAGAUGCUGGAAGCACUGGCCAAAGCUGGUAUCAAGGACACUUCAUCCAGACAAAGAUCUGGACCUAAAGAUCCCUCAGGCAAACCCAAGAAAGUUGUUGCAAUAGUAGCUGAACCUAUCAUAGAGUCAUCAGCAGAGAAGGACAUACCUACGAAUAAGAGCAGAGAGGACAAGAAUGAAAAUAUCAAUUCCAACAAUAGUCCAGAAGUUCUGGAGGAGAAGAAUGUUGAUGAUGCAGGGAAGGCAUCAUCUGGUGUUGUGGUGGAGAAAGAGACUACUCAGGAUAGACAUCCAGAGGAGACUGCCCUGUGAGACAAGCGUGAAAUGAAAUAUGACUUAUUUCUUUCUGUAUCAUGUCGCUUGAUGUAACCUGCAAAGGGAAUCUUCCCGCAUUGGAACAUCCUAGAAGAUCUUUGCCCAAGUUAAUUUUUGUUGUAAGCCUCAAAGGUUUUUUUUCCUUUUCUGUGGUACAAACAUCAUGGUGAAUAUAAUCAUAUUUUGAUUGGAUGAAAAGAAAUAUUACAGGUGAUAAUAUUUGCCAUCAUGGUAGUUGCUUUCUUUGUCAAACUUUUAUCGUGAAGCAGAUAUAAAGAAUCAAAAAGAAAAGAAGUUAGAUGUCUCACAAAACAUUGCAGCACUUCCCUUUUUAUAGGGAUCUUACAUAACCCUAAACAGAUCUCCAAAUAAUAAAGUGUAACUUUGUAGAGUUGAGAAGAAGAUUUGCAGGAAUAUUACAUGCAACUUACUCAAGAGAAAGUAUAAUUUUUUCUUCAAUAAAACAAGAUCAUGAACCUGGAAUAUUUUCUUUAGAUUACACUCUAUAAAGGAACAUUCACUAUCAGCAUUAAAUGCAUGUACCUUGAUCUGAGCCGUUUCAUAUUCAGGUAGGGAAAAAAGCUCAGAUUCUAAAUGCUGAGACUAUUCAUGGUCUGAGAUUUAGUUGUUGGCAAUAAUCAUUAGUUAUUAUACGAUUCCACCAAUGUUUUCUUGCCAUAUUCUUUUUUUCAGUAAGAACGAUCUGUAAUAUACUGAUUCUAACUGUACCUGGUCAUCAAAAACAACGAUUAUCAAUAGUAUUGUUUAUCAAUGCCCUUUUUUUGUACAUGUAAAUACAACCCAACUUUAGAAUUUCUAUCGUAAAAUUUCGCAAAUAUCAUCAACAUUUUUUGCUGAGUUGUAAUUCAUGAUCUCAGAGAAUUACUCAUUAUAUGAUAGAACACUCUUUCUAUGUAAACCCCUUCUUUGUCUGAAAUCAAUUUUCAAGUGUUUCAUUGUUCCAUCAUUUGGCAUAGAUAUACAUUAUUCCUUGCACUUUAAACAAAUGAAUAGUACCUUGAGGACCCUUGUCUAUUUUGUGCAUGUCUGCAUGGUGCUUCCUGCUCUAUUUUGUUGUCGGCCCCCAACUAUGCCUCAACCUAUGUUCCUUAACAGUUGUUCAUCUAAACUAGAGAUUCAAUUAAGGUGAGCAGCUAUUGAGAAAUUUCUAAAUCUAUUUCAAGCCAUGACAAUUAAGGAAGUGUUGUUUCAUAACUAUUGUUCACCAUGGGGCUUAUUUUCUGUUAUAUUAAAGACAAUGUUAAGUUCUGGACCUUGUUUCAUAAAAAAACAAGUUACAAUAGCUGUUUUAAGCUACUGAAAUUGUGGCAUUUGAUUGGCUUAGAGGAUAUUUGUCAUGAAUUAUGCAUUUGCUAUUGAUAUCAAGUCUUAUGAAACAGGGCCCUGGGCAUGCAAAUAGAUUGUGAAAGAACUGUCUGGAAGCUAGUUUUAAAGGUUGAUUUGUAUGACAAAAAUAAACUUUCUGUUAAUUAUGUGAUGUUCAUACUUCUUUAAUUCUUAAAUGUUUUCAUUUAAGAUUCUCUUGGCUAAUUUACUCAGGGAGUUGAUCCCUGCAAAUACAUGUAUACUGUUUAUCCCUUUCUUUUCACUCCUUCUGCAACCCUGAACCCACCCACAUAUUUUAUACUCCUUCUCAGUAUAUGCCAAAUAGCAUUCUUAUUUUUUCGUCAUCAAUAAGGCACACAUUUUUGCAGGGCUUUUAUUCUUGUCUUUUUAUCUCAAAGUAUAGGAGUGUUUAGAAACCAAACUUAUUUCAUGAAUUCUACAUCUGUUAAGAGCCUGUGAUGUAUACAAGUAUUACAAAGGGUUUGUGGAAUGGGGCAAUUGAUAUAAAAAAAAACUUUCAUGAUUCUUCACAUUCAGGCAGAUAUUGACACAUAUAUCAGUUAGAGAUAUAGUUGAGUACUGGUCAUGCAGUAUAACUUUUUUUGAGCAAAAAAUUUCCUAGAAGUUCUUGGGAAGUAAAUUGAAAUUGAUGUAUACUGUGAGGUAUUGGAAUUAUAAAAAUGACUCAAUCAUGCUGAAAAUCACUUGCAUUGCUCACAGAAAUAGGUAUAUAUAGAACUAUACUACACACAUGGCAUGUAUGUUUGGUCCAGCUGUUUUUCGUCAUAUUUGAAAUAUAAUGCAUUUGAAGAGCAAUCCUUGUCAAGGGAUAUUUCUACUAUGAUAUCUUUACAAACUGACCUUAAAAGAGUAUAUUAUACUCUUCCCUUAGGACUUUGGUAGUGAUCUGUAGUCUGCUAUGUGUAAUUAUAAUCAUUUGUAUUCAAGUGAACCAAAAUGUGUAGAGGCUGUAUUGCUAUAAUAUGAUACUACUUCCAUUAUUCCAUAUCUAUUGUGUAUUUAUCUAUUAUGAAUUUUAGUGUAUUUAAAUCACUUUAAUGUUCUAAUCCAUUCUCAUUCAGUAGAUCUACUUGACACUGUCACAUCAUAAAUAUAAUUUACCAAGUACUCUGUGACAUACAUAUAUCUUGUUAGGUCCCCCAUACCCCCCCCCCCCCAACAUUAAAAGCUCAAGUGUUAUUUCCAUAAUUCUGCCUACCCUACUAAAUUUGUUUAUUCUUUGAUAUCAUUAUGGAAAUGAUUCAAUACUUCUUAAUACUUUGAAAGUCACAGAGUUUUACCUCAACAAUGCAUUAUCAAAAAUAGACUUGAUCUCAAUACUAGAGCAGGACUCUAGUUUUCAUACGAUCUAUUCAAAUGAAAAGUACUGCUAUGUGUAGUUGACACUGCUUCUUACCUUUGUAGGGGCAAAGAUUUUCACAUGCUUCACAAAGAAUGGCGAUAAAGUGCUAUUUGCGUAUUCUGCUAAAGUGUGUAAAAUUUCUUUGACUUUGAAUGUAGUCAUUCAUUCAUUCGUCAUGAUAUAUCAUUUCUUUAAGUUUUCAAGAUCAAAUGCAGCCAAAAAGUCAAACUGUAGUUUAUCACUUAAGACUUGUUGAGAUAUGUAGUGGUAAACCGUAGCCUUUUUUUUAAAGCAAGUAAAUGAAUGGCAACUGGAUGCUACAUUGAGUUUUGUGUAAUUAGAUAAAGAAACGUGAAGCGUAUUGUACUUUGGGUCAAUAUUUGAAGAAAAAAGAAUAUAGUUUACUGCUUCAUAUCUGAACAAGUCUUAAUCAUAGCAUGACAUUUUAGAAGUAGACAAGUUUUGCAAAAUCUUAUAAUUCAUACCUGUAUGCAUUAGAUUGUUGAUCAGUCUCCGUUUCAUUUAUCUACUUACCUUCAUGUGUAGUGCUGUAGUGUAAAUACAAUGAUAUGUACAUGUUCACCGAAACAAGAAAUAAAUAUUCAUUGAAAUUAAUCAA
Messenger RNA from Strongylocentrotus purpuratus (purple sea urchin), 5841 nucleotides. It is a transcript of the gene ralbp1, whose product is annotated as ralA-binding protein 1. The record is from RefSeq and is a predicted model, not a curated record. Gene Ontology annotation, cellular component: membrane. Lineage: Eukaryota; Metazoa; Echinodermata; Echinoidea; Camarodonta; Strongylocentrotidae. Gene Ontology annotation, molecular function: small GTPase binding; GTPase activator activity. Gene Ontology annotation, biological process: endocytosis; small GTPase-mediated signal transduction; positive regulation of GTPase activity. The coding region runs from base 26 to 2509 and encodes 827 amino acids. The transcript has 15 exons.